Molecule: messenger RNA, 1545 nt
Organism: Closterium sp. NIES-65
Lineage: Eukaryota; Viridiplantae; Streptophyta; Zygnematophyceae; Desmidiales; Closteriaceae
Source: the annotation of a GenBank genome assembly
AUGUCGCAUGAUUCUUCUUACGUCGCCAAUCUUUGUCCUCCCCUCGUGGACCCAAAAACGUGGGGCAACAAAAGGGCACGGGCUCUGAAACGAGUGCUUCUAGAAAUUUUCCUCGGCGCGCAGUCGGGCAAGGACUUUGAGUUCAAGUCGUGGACGGCGAGCGGCGCGCCCGACAAGUGCUCCAAGUACCGCGGAGUGAAGUGCGAUGCGGAGGGCAAGAUCGUCGCCAUCAACGCCACGACUGCCCGCCUCGUGGGGCCCAUCGACGUACUCUCCUCGCUCGACCAGCUGCAACGCCUCGAUGUGAGUUACAACGGCGACGUGGAGGUGCUGCCGCAGUCGUUCACCAAGCUCAAGAAGCUCAUCCACCUCAAUGUGUACGACUGCUGGAUCAAGGGGCGCAUUCCGUCCUUCCUCGGCCAGCUCACGGCCCUCACAUACCUGAGCGUUGGUGGUAACCCGCUAGAGGGUGCUGUCCCAGCCAGCCUCGGCAACCUUGUCAACCUCGUCUUUCUCAACCUGGCUGGAACAGGGGAGGACGGCAUAGGAGGGGCCUUGCCGUCGAGCUUUGCCAAUCUGAAGAAGCUCAAAGAGCUCUAUCUGCGCAACAACCGCUUCAGCGGGCCUCUGCCGGAGUACAUUGGCUCUUUCACCAACUUGGAGCGCCUCACCGUGAGCAAGAACUACUGGGAGGGUUCCAUUCCCAAGACCCUGUCGCAGCUCAAGAAGCUCAAGUACCUCGGUCUGAUGGAGACCGCUUUUGAGGGCGAGAUCCCAACGUUCCUGGGCACACUUGGUCAGCUCACAUACCUCUCUCUGUCUGACACGCGGCUGUACGGGCAGGUGCCCAAGGCGCUCAGCGGACUGGCGAAGCUAAAAGAGCUGUACCUCAACAACGGGUGGUACUAUGGCCCCCUGCCUGAUCUGAGCGGCCUCAAGCAGCUCACCCUCAUUCAGUCUAGAUCAACCACGUCCUGCCUGCCUGCGCACUCCUUUCUUUCCCUGUCUUGCCUGUAUUCAUCCCGUGCUUAUGUUUGCAUUCUUUCACUGCCCUUCGGGUCAAUUGCCUCUCUGCAUCCCACCUCUCUGCCUUCUCUCAUUUUCUUCCUCACCUGCUUCUUUCCAAUACUCCUCAUCUCUCCACCUUCCACCACCCACUCCCCACCCCUCAGCGACCUUUCUGGCAACUAUUUCUCAGGCCCCAUCCCGGCCUUCCUGCAGCGGGUCAAGAAAGUCAACGCGGCAGAUAACUAUUUCUCCGGCUCAGCCUCCUCCCUUCCCUGCUCCGACGACUUCUCCGUCACGGGCAACUGCCUCUCCUCCGUCCCCUCCAAGUGCGGGGGCACCGCGGGCCAGAAGACCACAGAGGAGUGCAACAAGUUCUGUGGGACGGCCACGGCCACGGGGGCGUGUAGCGGCAAGGGCAUGUGCGUGUUGGAUGUGGCUCAGCUGCUCAAAACACAGGCGUAUGUGCCCAUGUGCAAGUGCCAGUCGGGGUACUGGGCUUCGCACCAGAAGAUGCGAUGCUCCAAGAACAACACUUGA